Debaryomyces fabryi is the source of this 1965-nucleotide messenger RNA. It is a transcript of the gene FAT1, whose product is annotated as long-chain fatty acid transporter. Bases 1 to 1965 code for a protein of 654 amino acids. The transcript has a single exon. NCBI's taxonomy places the organism in Eukaryota, Fungi, Ascomycota, Pichiomycetes, Serinales, Debaryomycetaceae. Gene Ontology annotation, molecular function: long-chain fatty acid-CoA ligase activity; long-chain fatty acid transmembrane transporter activity. The record is from RefSeq and is a predicted model, not a curated record.
AUGACUAGUAUUGAAUUAGCAGCAGCAGCAGUAUUAGGAUCGCAGUUACUCGAUGCAAAAUACCAUAUUAAGGAUGACUUUCUUCUUACUCAAAAAGUAUUAAGAGAAGCAAUCCCUUAUGCAUAUAAUUGUUAUAGAGGAAGAGCCAGUUUCUGGUAUCACUUUGAAAAAUCGGUAUUUAAAUACCCUAAAAAUAAGGCAAUUGUUUUCCCAAGACCUAAGAAGGAUGUCGAGCCAACGAAAGGCGAAGAUGGAUACAUGAAUUACGACAAUCUUUUCACUUUGGAAACAUACACCUACGAAGAAUUAUACGAUAUUAUUUUGAGGUUUAGUUAUAUCUUAAAGAAUGACUAUGGUGUGACUGCCGAUCAAACUAUCGCAGUUGAUUGUAUGAACAAGCCAUUAUUUAUAAUACUUUGGUUAUCAUUAUGGAAUAUUGGUGCAACACCAGCAUUUUUGAACUUCAACACUAAAGAUCAGCCAUUGAUCCAUUGCUUGAAGUCUUCACAUGUGACUCAAGUUUUCAUUGACCCUGAUUGUGCUGGCCCAAUCAAAGAUACAGAAGCUAGAAUCAAUCAGGAAUCGCCAAACGUUAAGUUGCAUUAUAUCAAUGAACCAGAGUUAUUAAGAGUGUUAACAGACAAGUCAAGACCAAAGUAUAGAGCUCCGGAUCACACCAGAAGACCAGAAGAUACUGAUGUUUCUUGCUGUGCAUUGAUAUACACUUCGGGAACUUCAGGAUUACCAAAGCCUGCCAUUAUGUCAUGGAGAAAGGCUUUCAUGGCUGCUUCAUUUUUUGGUUAUAUAAUGAAAAUUGAUUCUAAAUCCAAUGUUUUGACUGCCAUGCCGUUAUACCAUUCUACAGCAGCUAUGUUAGGCGUUUGUCCAACUUUAUUAGCAGGUGGAUGUAUCUCGAUUUCUCAAAAGUUUUCUGCUACUUCUUUCUGGACUCAAGCUAAGUUGUGUCAAACCACCCACAUUCAGUAUGUUGGAGAAGUUUGUCGUUAUUUAUUGAACUCAAAGCCACAUCCUGAUCAACAGAGACAUAAUGUUUCAAUUGCCUAUGGUAAUGGUUUACGUCGUGAUAUUUGGCUCGAUUUCAAAAAGAGAUUCCAUAUCAAAGCCAUCGGUGAGUUCUAUGCAUCGACAGAGUCACCAAUUGCUACUACUAAUUUACAAUAUGGUGAUUUUGGUGUAGGUGCCUGCCGUAAAUAUGGUGGUCUUAUCAACUUGCUUUUGUCUACUCAACAAGUCUUGGUCAAAAUGGAUCCAGAGGAUGAAAAUGAAAUUUGGAAAGAUCCUAAGACUGGGCUUGCUGUUCGUGCUGACCACAACCAACCAGGUGAAUUGUUAAUGAAGAUUUUGAAUGCAAAAAAUCCAGAAGGUACUUUCCAAGGUUAUUAUGGUAAUAAGAAUGCUACUUCAUCUAAGGUUAUUAGAGAUGUCUUUAAGAAGGGAGAUGCUUGGUUUAGAAGUGGUGAUUUGUUAAAAAUGGACCAAGAUGGGCUUUUAUAUUUCGUUGAUAGAUUAGGUGAUACAUUCCGUUGGAAAUCAGAAAACGUUUCAGCCUCUGAAGUCGAAAAUGAAUUAAUGGGCUCUAAAGCCAUUAAGCAAUCAGUUGUUGUCGGUGUCAAAGUACCUAAUCAUGAAGGUAGAGCAGGAUUCGCUGUCGUUGAUCCUUUGGAUGAAUUUAGCGAUGAGUCUAAGAAUCUAGACGUAUUGAAUAGAAUAUAUGAUCAUGUAUCGAAGACAUUACCAGGAUAUGCCAUUCCACAAUUUAUCAAGAUUAGUGGGGAAAUUCAAGCAAGUCACAACCACAAGGUUUCCAAGAAUCAAUUUAAGAACCAAAAGUUACCAAAGGGAGAAUCUGGUAACGAUGUUAUUUACUGGUUGAAUAAGAAUAAAUACGAAGAAUUAACUGAAGAGGCUUGGGCAAAGAUCAUGAAAGGUGCAGCUAAAUUGUAG